AUGCCAGCCCUAUAUGCAGCGCUAACCGGGAGUGCGGUGGAAACGGCCCCGCUUCUCGCCCGGCGUGACCUAACCGUUAACCAUACCCAGGCCAUCACGCUAGGAAUAAUGGCGGUAUAUGUCGUGGUCAUCGCCAUCCUAUGGAACGUCCCUUAUAUUCGCUGGAUGCUAGUGAUUGCAUUCCAUGAAUUCGGACAUGCGAUUACAGCCUGCUGCACUGGCGGGAAAGUCAAAUCAAUCUCCUUGGAUCCACACGAAGGCGGUGUCACUCACAUGCAAGGCGGCAUGAGCGCUGUCACCCUACCGGCUGGUUAUCUGGGUUCAUCCAUUAUUGGAGCUCUGUUGAUCUUCGCUGGGUUUGAUAUUGUUGCUAGCAAGGUUGCUAGUAUCGUUUUGGGCGUCUGCUUCCUACUUACACUCUGGUGGGCGCGGAGGGACUGGCUGACUAUCAUGACCAUUCUGCUUGCGGUAGGUCUCUUGGUGGCUUGCUGGUUCAUUGCCCACGGAGAAGCCUUGCGUUGGGUUGUGCUCUUCAUCGGUGUCAUGUCGGCUUUGUAUAGUGUCUGGGAUAUCUGUGAUGAUCUCAUUCUCCGCAAAGUCAAUAGUUCCGAUGCCAGUGUCUUCGCAAAGAAAUACGGUGGUUCCUCUCAGUGCUGGGGUGUGAUUUGGUCUUUGAUCUCCCUAUGUUUCAUGGCCAUCGGCAUCAUCGGUGGAAUUGCAGCCUUCCCUGAAUCAUUCAGUCAACAGGAGUCUGACUCUCAGCACUUUAUUCCAACUCGCUAG
Molecule: messenger RNA, 783 nt
Organism: Penicillium soppii
Lineage: Eukaryota; Fungi; Ascomycota; Eurotiomycetes; Eurotiales; Aspergillaceae
Product: M50 family metallopeptidase
Exons: 4
Coding region: 1-783 (260 amino acids)
Source: RefSeq, a predicted model, not a curated record